UUCAGUCUUGCACAGGUGUACCUGCUCCUCCCCUUUAGUCUCGCACAGGUGUACCGGCUCCUCCCCUUCAGUCUUGCACAGGUGUAUUGGCUCCUCCCCUUCAGUCUUGCACAGGUGUACUGGCACCUCCCCUUCAGUCUUGCACAGGUGUACCGGCUCCUCCCUCUUCAGUCUUGCACAGGUGUACCGGCUCCUCCCCUUCAGUCUUGCACAGGUGUACCUUGCACAGGCUCCUCACCUUUAGUCUUGCACAGGUGUACCGGCUCCUCCCCUUCAGUCUCGCACAGGUGUACCGCUCCUCCCCUUCAGUCUUGCACAGGUGAACAGGCUCCUCCCCUUCAGUCUUGCACAGGUGAACAAGCUCCUCCCCUUCAGUCUUGCACAGGUGAACAGGCUCCUCCCCUUCAGUCUUGCACAGGUGUACCGACUCCACCCCUUCAGUCUUGCACAGGUGUACUGGCUCCUCCCCUUCAGUCUUGCACAGGUGUACUGGCUCCUCCCCUCAGUCUCGCACAGAUGUACCGGAUCCACCCCUUCAGUCUUGCACAGGUGUACCGGCUCCUCCCCUUCAGUCUUGCACAGGUGUCCCGGCUCCUCCCCUUCAGUCUUGCACAGGUGUCCCGGCUCCUCCCCUUCAGUCUUGCACAGGUGUCCCGGCUCCUCCCCUUCAGUCUUGCACAGGUGUACCUGCUCCUCCCC
Staurois parvus is the source of this 699-nucleotide messenger RNA. The record is from the annotation of a GenBank genome assembly. Lineage: Eukaryota; Metazoa; Chordata; Amphibia; Anura; Ranidae.